This is a messenger RNA of Stereum hirsutum FP-91666 SS1, 1731 nucleotides long. RefSeq lists its product as uncharacterized. Gene Ontology annotation, molecular function: zinc ion binding; transcription cis-regulatory region binding; DNA-binding transcription factor activity, RNA polymerase II-specific. Gene Ontology annotation, cellular component: nucleus. Gene Ontology annotation, biological process: regulation of DNA-templated transcription; DNA-templated transcription. Lineage: Eukaryota; Fungi; Basidiomycota; Agaricomycetes; Russulales; Stereaceae. The coding region runs from base 1 to 1731 and encodes 576 amino acids. The record is from RefSeq and is a predicted model, not a curated record. The transcript is spliced from 10 exons.
AUGUCUUUUAUUUCUCUGUUCGUGUUGACUCUUCUUCUCAUACCGAACACCACCCAUAGCUCCAAAGCACCGGUCGUCCGAGGAGCCAGAGCCUGCACCGUCUGCAGAGCCGCCAAGAUGAAAUGCGUCGGCGCAGAGGACGGUACCCAGCCUUGCCAGCGCUGCAAGCGCUCAAAUUCGGAAUGCAUCUUUGAAAAGCACCGUCGUGGUCGCAAGCCCGGUUCCAAGCUCUCGGAAGCCUCCAAGAUGCUUCGUCGUCUCGAGAAAGGCCUCAGCAGUGCAAAGUCCAAGGCACAGGCCCUCGAGUCCUCCUCCACCGCCCAUCAGUCUACCGAGCCUCAAGCAGGUUCCUCUUCUCAGCCGCCACUCCGGCAUUCAACCUCCGAUUAUGAACUUCCUCCCCUCAACAUUCCACCAGACUAUCAAGGAGGCUACUCGGAUGCCAGGCGUAGCUCACAUGACAUGGACCCUGAUCAGGAUGAAGACGACGCUGAUCGGCCGGAGGAGAACAUUUACCCCGCCAGACUCAUCCGGAAGGAAAAUCAGAGGCAGCCUUUUUUGAAGACUAUCCUGAAUCCCCAACACGAAGCGCCUCUUACUUCCCUCAACUCCGACCGGGGUAGCUCUACCGCUUCUUCAUCUUAUGCCUCCGCCACCCCUGUCUCCGGCGGCCUCAACGACCCUGUGGCAGCCGGCAUAAUCGAAGAAUCGAACGCCAAAGUCAUCUUCGACCUCGUCUUCUUGCGACUAAACCCGUUCAUUAACCUCUUCGACGCUAUCCUCCACACCCCGGAAUACGUCCGCAAGAGAUCACCCUUCUUGUUUACCGUCCUUAUCAUGGCUGGAUGCAAGUUCUUCAAGCCAGAAUGCUACAAGGACUGUCAGAAGCUCGCGUACGAGUUUGCUGUUCGCGCGUUCGCGGAGGGGUGGAAGAGUGUUGAAGUCGUGCAGGCCUUCGCGUGCCUUACCUAUUGGAAGGAGCCCGAUGAUACGCGUACAUGGACAUACAUCGGCUAUGCAUGCCGAAUGGCAGUCGAGCUCGGGCUCAACAGAUGGGUAGCCACCCCCGCCAGAAACGAGACGGAGCUUGUGUUCCGCGAACGCCGGAACCGUGAGCGAACGUAUCUCGUUCUGUUCGUCCACGAUCGCAGCCUCAGCAUGCAGACCGGCCGGCAGUGGAUGCUGCCCGAAUGCAAUCUCGUGCGGAACUCUGCCAACUGGCAUGAGGAAGGCGGUCCCCAUAUCAGGCCAGAAGACGUUAUUUUGGCAGCGUUUGUGCAGUUGCGCCGGAUUGCCGCUGAGACGACGGAUAUCCUGUUCAUCAACAAGGGGAACCCCAACAUCAGGCAUGCCGACUUCGACGGCGACGUUCUCUUGCGCACCUGUAAUAGCAAGCUCACACAGUGGGCGGCUACGUGGGAGGCCGAGAUGCGUCGAGCGCCGGAUGCCGAGAAGUUUCACUACGCCUUCCUCGACUUUUUCAGGCUCUACGUCCGGCUGUUCCUCAACAGCGCUGGUAUACAGGCCUCGCUAUCUCCGCAAUGCCGAGCGACUCCGAGCUUGCAGGCGCUGUCGGCUUGCUACAGCAGCGCAAUGGACCAUCUGAAGAUCGUCACCAGAGAAUUUGCGUCUAUGAGCAUGCUGCGAUAUGGACAGGACACAGUCACUGUCAUGACUGCCUACGCUGCGGUGUUCUUGCUCAAGGUACGUCUCAUGUCGUUUCGUCCAUAA